This is a messenger RNA of Neltuma alba, 3232 nucleotides long. RefSeq lists its product as uncharacterized. The transcript has 26 exons. Bases 238 to 3096 code for a protein of 952 amino acids. The record is from RefSeq and is a predicted model, not a curated record. NCBI's taxonomy places the organism in Eukaryota, Viridiplantae, Streptophyta, Magnoliopsida, Fabales, Fabaceae. Gene Ontology annotation, molecular function: ATP binding; ATP hydrolysis activity; kinase activity.
CCACUCCAAGGAAACAGUGCGUGUCUGUGUGUCCGUCAUAUAGUUGGUACGCGCGCGCACACACACCAAUUUUAGUUACACCAACCACAAAAAUCUUAAAAUGAAAAUUCUUGUAGCUUCUUUUCCUUUUGGUAUAUAAUAACUUCCGCUUUGAAUGAGAAUUGAUUCCUCUCGCCAACAAAAGAGGAGUUCGCUAUAGAGCUUUUGCUUGAACGAGGCGAUUGUCCCCUCUGCGAAAUGGACGACCAAGUUGUCCAGCGCGUCUUCCAUGAAGGAGGCCGCGACUACUAUCAACAACAGCCUUCUACAUCCUCAUCUUCCUCCUCCAUCCUUCAAUCUCUCCCUCUCCAUGUGUCUUUUGAUCAUGGCUAUUAUUUGUUAGUAAAAUCUAUCCAAGAACUUCGAGAGAAAAAAGAGGGUCUUGUAACAGUUGGCAUUGGUGGUCCUAGUGGUUCUGGUAAAACAAGCUUAGCAGAGAAGGUGGCAUCUGUUAUUGGUUGCACUGUUAUAUCGAUGGAGAAUUAUCGCAAUGGCAUUGAUGAAGGGAAUGAUUUGGAUUCUAUAGACUUUGAUGCCUUGGUCAAGAAUCUUGAGGAUUUGACCAAAGGAAAUGAUACACGGAUUCCUGUGUUUGACUAUCAACAAAAGAGACAUGUUGGAUAUAAAGCAAUAAAGAGUGCUUCGUCAGGGGUGGUAGUAGUUGAUGGCACAUAUGCUCUACAUGCAAAACUGCGGUCUUUGCUAGAUAUUCGAGUUGCUGUGGUUGGUGGUGUUCAUUUUAGCUUGCUUUCUAAAGUUCGCUAUGAUAUUGGAGAUUCUUGUUCGCUGGAUUACCUUAUUGACAGUAUUUUCCCAUUGUUUCGGAAGCACAUUGAACCAGAUCUUCAUCAUGCGCAGAUCAGAAUUAAUAACAGCUUCGUUUCAUCAUUUAGAGAAGCCAUCUACAAGGUGAAAUGCAGAAGCGAGUCUCCUGAUGGACAUUUGGGUUCUUCCUUUCAACAAGAUGAAGCACAAACAGACAAUUGUAUAGAGAUGUAUCUUAGACCUCCUUCAGCUAGUGAAGAAGCAACAAUCAAUGAUUGGAUCAAGGUGCGGCAAUCUGGAAUUAGAUAUUAUCUUUCCCUUGGUGAUCAGAGGAUUGUUGACAAAAAUUUCAUUAUCAGACCAAAGGCUGAGUUUGAGGUUGGGCGAAUGACAUUAGGGGGGCUGCUUGCUCUGGGUUACUCUGUUGUCGUUAGCUAUAAGCGUGCAUCUACAACAGUCACUAAUGGCAAUGUUUCUGUGUCUUUUGAAACCAUUGAUGCUCUGGGUGAGACGUACAUGGUGCUGAGGGGAACAAAUAGGAAAACAGUUGGAACAGAAGCAUUAAAGAUGGGGGUGUGUGGCCCUUGGAUCACCAAGUCAUACCUGGAAAUGAUUCUUGAGAGAAAAGGUGUACCUCGUCUCAGUACACCACCACUUGUGUCUAAUACACCUGGGUCUGGUAAUCAAGAAAGAGAAAUUGUUGCACCAAAGCCAAUUCGAGUUACCCCUGACCUUGUAACUGGAAUUGAGGAAUUGUCGCAGCCAUGGACUCGAUCCCCGAGAAAGUCCAAAAUGGAACCUGUCAUAGCAACUUGGCGUUUUAUAUCUUCAGAUUCAUCUAGCACUGACAACACAGCACUAGAUCCUUCAUCUUUCAGGGAUACUAUGAGGCUUGCUCCAAUGCCUGAUUCCUAUGACCUGGAUAGGGGAUUGCUUUUGGCCGUUCAAGCAAUACAGGCUUUGUUGGAGAAGAAAGGAGUUCCAGUCAUAGUUGGAAUUGGAGGUCCAAGUGGGUCUGGAAAGACUAGUUUGGCCCAUAAAAUGGCAAAUAUCAUUGGUUGUGAGGUAGUUUCUCUGGAAAGCUAUUAUAAACGAGUAAAGGAUUUUAAAUACGAUAACUUCAGCUCACUUGAUCUGGCUUUGUUAUCAAAGAAUAUUGAUGACAUACGAAAUGUUCGGAGAACAAAAGUUCCUAUAUUUGACCUGGAAAGUGGUGCUCGGAGUGGCUUCAAGGAACUUGAAGUUUCUGAAGAUUGUGGAGUGAUUAUAUUUGAAGGGGUUUAUGCUUUGCAUCCUGAUAUCCGAAAAUCUCUUGACCUGUGGAUUGCUGUGGUAGGAGGUGUUCAUUCACAUUUGAUAUCUCGAGUUCAAAGGGAUAAGGGUAGAGUGGGAUAUUUUAUGUCCCAAAAUGAGAUUAUGAUGACAGUAUUUCCCAUGUUCCAGCAGCACAUUGAACCACAUCUUGUCCAUGCACAUCUUAAGAUAAGAAAUGACUUUGACCCUGUUCUUUCCCCUGAGAGUUCAUUGUUUGUAUUGAAAAGUAAUAAAAAGGUUGCUUAUCAAGAUAUUCUUAUGAUUCUUGAUCCAGCAAAAUUUUGCAGUUCUGUUCAGAAGUUCAUUGAUAUAUAUUUAAAGCUUCCCGGGAUCCCCUCUAAUGGACAGUUGACCGAGGGUGAUUGUAUAAGGGUCAGAAUAUGUGAAGGAAAAUUUGCUUUGUUGAUACGUGAGCCUAUUAGAGAAGGAAACUUCAUCAUUCAACCGAAAGUGGAUUUUGAUAUUGGCAUUAGUACGGUUGCAGGUCUUCUCAAUCUGGGGUAUCAGGCAGUAGCUUAUAUUGAAGCAUCUGCGUUCAUUUACCAGGAUGGAAAGAUUCUGAUUGAGGUUGACCAUCUACAAGAUGUCUCCGGUCCAUACAUUCAGAUUAAGGGUGUUGAUAAGGAUGCUGUUGCAGCAGCUGGUUCAAUGCUUAAAUUGGAUGGUUCAUAUACUACUAAAAGUUAUCUUCAAAUAAUUUUGGAAAACCUACCUGCACUGGAAAGAACUUUUGGUGGCAUCCACUCUCAGCAAUCUGCGAGGAUGCAAGAAAUUGUUGAGUUUAUUCAAUCUCAGGGAAGCAGCUUAGCAUCAGAAUGCUCACCAAGAAGAGUGGCGUCCCCAAUGGAAGGGAUUAUCGAGGAGAUGCAAUCCAGGAUUAGAAGGCUAGAACGGUGGCUUGCUGUAAAUACGGUUUUAUGGACAUUUCUGAUGUCUGCUCUCGUGGGUUAUUCACUAUAUCAAAGGAAGCGUCAAUGAUACUCUCAAAAUACAAUACGGGGCUCAAAAGUCUUAGAAGUGACAAGUUCAUUUUUUUCUUGGCUCGACAGAAGUGGCAAGUUCAUAGAAGCUAACAAGUCACUAAUCCCUUGCCACAGAUUUUGUAAGACUUUCC